CCUGAAAGACGAGGAAUCGGCCGAGAACUACUCUCAGGGCCAAGCCCAAGCUGGGAGGGUCCUGGCAUUUUGCAGAGGCAGAAAGCCGGUGGGCAGGACGUUUGGGAGCGGGGCAGGAGGUCCAGAGCUGGGCAGGGACCCACCGAGGGUCUUGCCAGCUGCUGUGGGCAGUGGGAGUUUCUCCUAAGGGCAGUGGGAAGGUGCUGGGCGGUUUUGGGCAAGGCUACCCCCUAACCGGAUCCCAUUUCUGUUUUGCAAAGAUCCCUGUGCCUGUCACAUGGGGAGUAGCUUUCAUAGGGGCAAGUGAGGAGUCCAGGGAUGGGGGGAGCUGUCGUGGCUGCUCAGGAGAGAAGGGGUAGGGGUGAGGCAGAGAAAAAGUGGACGCGAUCCAGAGCUGAUGGGUGUGGAGCAAGGGGCUAUCGGUUGGGGUGGGGAGGGGGCCUCAGAAUCCCUCCUGGUUCCUGCUUGUGAGUAGACCUGCUUUCUGUCUUCCAGGGGAGCAGGGUCUAUCCCCAAUUCAACCCCACAGGCCAGCUAGGCCCUGGGCAGAGGUUAGGGAGAGAGUGACAGCUGAGCUGAAAGGCACUCUGCAAAUCAGGCCUGACAGCAGGUGUUCAUUGUCUGGGCCAGGACCAGGCAAAGCUUGAGGGCUUCAGAGGGAGCCGCUGGUGGACAGACAAAGGCCCUUUAUUGAGGUCAAGGCGGUUUCCUGGAGGGAUGUCUCACAAGCUGACCCCUCCUUGGAGGGGCUGGGGUGGGGGAAUCCCAGCACCAGGAAGAGCCACUGUGUGUCAGAGUUGAAUGUGGUUCUGGAAAACACUAUAAGGAAGCAAUCUGGAGAGGUGGGGCACCUGGGUGAGCCCUCUGUCUAGAGAUUCCAGAGCCUGCAGCCUCCCCCAGCUGAUGGGAGAAUGAGUCCCUCCUAACCACAGAGGUCGUGUUUGCAGACAGUUGUGAUAAAUCAUGAAUUCAGAGGGGGCUCUCAAAACAGUCCUAGUGACCACCUACCCAACCCCCUAAGUGCCAGUGACUGCAAAGAUGGACUCUCUUCAGCCUUGCCCAAGUCUCCCUGCCACAGGAGAACUCCUAGGGAGAGCCUGUGAGGUCUGUGCCCCACCCCCAACCCCCAGCAUGCACAAAAAAACUCACAAUAAAUAUCCAUUUAAUUCUUAUUUCCUCCUCUGUGACUUGGGGACAUUAAGAGACCUUUCCCCCAAUACUAGGAUUAAGGCAGACAAGGCACUUAAAUCCCUAAGCACUGAGUGCUUGGUUCCAGAUGACAAGCCCCUCAGGCCAGUUGAAAGUGCUGUUGGGUGCACCGAGGCAGGAGGCUGCACCAAUCCCAGCACCUCGCAGGGCCAGGAGAGUCCAGAGAGGUGGGCCAGCAGAACGGGUGGCAGUUUGGUGACUCUCCCUUUUCCCCACCUCUUCCCAUGGCCAGACUCAUGCGGGGGAGGAGGGGCAGGCAGCAGCCCCAGCCCCUCCAUCACCCAUUCUUCAGGACAGCGUCUUGCACACCUCCAGGACUGGCAGCUCAUUCUUCCACCAUCCUUGCCUUGGGCCCCCAAGCCCUGUGCUCCAACCCCAGAUCUUGGGCUUCAGGGACGGCAAGGAAGCUGCAAAGGACCCAGGAGUGGGCGGGACAGCUCCACAGGGACCCACAGGUUUGGGGCGUUGGCGGGGAAUUCCAUUCCAGCCAGUCUUCCGGGUGCAGGGGAGCCCCCUGGAGGGCAGAGAGGUGGCGCGCUUGUCAGCCGUGCCCACCCACUUCAGAGGCCCGCAGCCUGCGAGGUGGCAGCAAUGGCAGGCCCCAGGCACCCCGUUUCAGUGCGCGCGGCAGCCCUGGUACAGAUUAAGCAGCUCCAGACUUUCGCCUUCUCAGUGCACUGGUCAGACGGCAGUGACACUUUCGUGCGCAGAAGCUGGGACGAAUUCAGGCAGCUCCAGAAGACCCUCAAAGAGACCUUCCCAGUGGAGGCUGGCCUGCUGCGGAGAUCUGACCGCGUUCUCCCCAAGCUUCCUGAUGCACCGCUGUUGGCGCGCGGGGGACGCGUGGGCCGAGGCCUGGCCCGCCUGCGGCUGCUGGAGACCUAUUCACGGACGCUGCUGGAGACUGCGGAGCGUGUAGUGCAGAGUUCAGCGCUCACCAGCUUCUUUGCACCACGACCCCUCGACCUGGAGCCCAAAUUACCACCGGGCAGCCUGGUGAUCCUGCCGGCCCCUGAGGAGCCCUCAUCCCGCCCUGCUGGCAGCCUCGCCAUCCACAGCCUGGAGACUCAGAGCCUGCGCUGCCUGCAGCCCUUCAGCACCCAGGACACGAGGGGCAGGUCUUUCCAUGUGCGGGCCCAGGAAAGCCUAGACGUGCUGUUGCGACACCCCUCAGGCUGGUGGCUGGUGGAGAACGAAGACCAGCAGACGGCCUGGUUUCCAGCUCCCUACCUGGAGGAGGUGGCCCUAGGCCAGGGCCCAGAGGGGAAGCCAUCCAUGGGGAGCAGCGGCCCCCCGUUCUGUGCUUCCCGAGCCUACGAGAGCAGCUGUGCAGAUGAACUGUCGGUGCCUGCGGGGGCGCGGGUACAUGUACUGGAAACGUCCGACAGGGGCUGGUGGCUGUGCAGGUAUGGUGGCCAUGCAGGCCUCCUCCCCGCAGUGCUGCUGCAGCCAGAAGGGCUGGGCGCGCUCCUCCACGGGCCCGGCUUCCCUGGUGGGGAGGACGGAGCUGGUGAGGCCUGUGGCUCCCCUGACGCCCCCCAGGCCAGGGCCCCUGCCCCUACUGUGCCCGCCCGACCCCCGCUGAGUGCCAUCCAGAGCCGCUGCUGCACCAUCACCCGCAGGGCACUGGGGCAGCACUUAGGGCCCCAGGGCACCCCUUGAGGGCUGUGGAACCACGUGGGGAGGCCU
This is a messenger RNA of Microcebus murinus (gray mouse lemur), 2898 nucleotides long. It is a transcript of the gene NOXO1, whose product is annotated as NADPH oxidase organizer 1. Gene Ontology annotation, biological process: superoxide anion generation. Gene Ontology annotation, molecular function: phosphatidylinositol binding; superoxide-generating NADPH oxidase activator activity; protein binding. NCBI's taxonomy places the organism in Eukaryota, Metazoa, Chordata, Mammalia, Primates, Cheirogaleidae. The record is from RefSeq and is a predicted model, not a curated record. Gene Ontology annotation, cellular component: cytoplasm.